UCAGCUAGAAGCAUGGACAUCAGACAGCAAAGCCUUGAGGGUUCCAAAAAUGAGGUUAUGCCAGCAGGAAAUGAGAUGAAUGGUGUUUCGCCCCGCAGCUUCUUAGCCAUGAAUGAGUAUGAACAUAUAAUGGCAUUUCUAAGUGAUGACAAUGAUAAUUCUCAACAAGAACAUGUAAGGAAAAAAUCAAAGACAUUGCCAACAACAUCAGAAGAGGAAGACUCUUUGGCAUACCUUUUUCAACUAGAUCACCCUCUUUCUUUACAAGACAUUCUUGGACAAGACCAAACACUGUUCUCUCAGCCACCACAGAGUUUAAUCACAAACACAACCUCAACUAUUCAACUCAACCCAAUCAACAUUUCAGUUUCAACAGGGAUCAUAGUUCCUAAUGCAUCCAAAAACAUGGCUGUGGUGAACUCCAUUUUCAGCUCAGAGAACUGUUCAAGUUCUGGUUUGUCAUUGCCCGCGGGAUCCAAUGCUUUGUAUGCUCCAGAAACUGGUACUUUAUUUGGUGAUUCUAUCUUCCCUAAAACAACAGGGUACUCAUACACUCAGUUUGAAUCACCAACCUUCCCAGUGCAGCCUUUUGCCUGUGCUCGCACUUGUUUUGGUACAGGUGCAAGUGCAAGUGCAAGUGGUUUUGUUGGAAACUAUGAAACUCAACUUCAAUCACCAAGUUUAGUGCAUCCUUAUGCUGGUCCAAGUGUUGGUACUGCUUCUGGUGCCAAUAAUCUCGAUGGAAACUCACGUACUCCAUUUCAAUCACCAUGUUUAGUCCAUCCUUAUGCUGGUCCUAGUGCUGGUCGUCCCAGUAAUCUUGAUGAAAACUUACUCACUCAAUUUCAAUCACCAAGCUUAGUUCAUGCUUAUGCUGGUCCUAGUGUUGGAAGUGGUGUUGGUGUCAAUAAUCUUGAUGCAAACUCACUCACUCAGUUUCAAUCACCAGGCUUAGUCCAUCCUUAUGCUGGUAGUGGCGUUGGUGCAAAAAAUCUUGAUGGAAACUCAGUCACCCAACAUCAAUUACCAGGUUUAGUCCAUCCUUAUGCUGCUUCUAGUGCUGCUCCAAGUGUUGGUAGUGCUUCUGAUGCCAGUAAUCUUGAUGGAAACUCACUCACUCAAUUUCAAUCACCAAGUCAUGAACAAUUUUCAAGGGAGCAUCGAUUGGAGUCCAAUCCAGCUGCACCUUCUGCUCCUUCUGCAAUGGGAGCAAGACCUCAAUAUCAGACUCAGCUUCUUUCUCGCCAACCAUUUCUAAGGAAUUUCAAUGACUUCGAGCUCGCAUGGGAGAUGUAA
Molecule: messenger RNA, 1296 nt
Organism: Vigna unguiculata (cowpea)
Lineage: Eukaryota; Viridiplantae; Streptophyta; Magnoliopsida; Fabales; Fabaceae
Biological process (GO): positive regulation of transcription by RNA polymerase II
Cellular component (GO): transcription regulator complex; mediator complex
Source: RefSeq, a predicted model, not a curated record